AUGGAGACGACCAAUGACGAAGACUUGGCAAACUUGAUGUUUCUGGACCCUCUCGAACACAUGGAGGACAUACCAUUCGAGGGCGGCGAUGACAGCUCCUACAUAGAUGAAGACGAAUCUAUCACCGAAUAUACCACCGAAGAAGAGGAUCCCGAAGAGGACUUCUCUGAAGAGGAGAUAAUCCCAAUCCCCCCAAAAGCAGAAGGAAAACGCGUUGCGUCUCCGAUGCUCCCUGGCGAUCAGCCUCUUAACAAGCGUCCGCGACAAUCCACUGCUGAAGAAGAUUUCGACAUUGCCAGGGUGGUGGGGGCUAUAGAACAAAACGCAAUGAAGAUGAGCCACAAGGCGAUACUCUGGGAGGAGUACGAGAAUAGUCUGAGAAUUUUGAUCGAGAAGGUGUACAACAUGAAAUUUGAAGCUCGCGAAGAAGAAGAUAAGAAGAAUAAGAAAUUCAGGAAGGAGACGAGAAAGAACUGGGAGGAAGAGAAGAAGCGCUGGAAUGAGAUGAGAGAACAUUGGGAGAAGGAUAAAAAACACCGGGAGGAGGAGAAGAAGCAUCGGGAAGAAAUGCGGAAGUUCAUGGUCGCAAUCUCUAAAGCCUUUGGUGUGACAGCGUAG
Molecule: messenger RNA, 618 nt
Organism: Trichoderma breve
Lineage: Eukaryota; Fungi; Ascomycota; Sordariomycetes; Hypocreales; Hypocreaceae
Exons: 1
Coding region: 1-618 (205 amino acids)
Source: RefSeq, a predicted model, not a curated record